Messenger RNA from Nyctereutes procyonoides (raccoon dog), 9891 nucleotides. It is a transcript of the gene AR, whose product is annotated as androgen receptor. The record is from RefSeq and is a predicted model, not a curated record. Gene Ontology annotation, molecular function: zinc ion binding; nuclear receptor activity; steroid binding. NCBI's taxonomy places the organism in Eukaryota, Metazoa, Chordata, Mammalia, Carnivora, Canidae. Gene Ontology annotation, biological process: androgen receptor signaling pathway; regulation of DNA-templated transcription; male gonad development. The transcript is spliced from 8 exons. The coding region runs from base 707 to 3409 and encodes 900 amino acids. Gene Ontology annotation, cellular component: nucleus.
UUGCAGAGAGUUAACUCCCUUUGGCUGCGAACAGGCGAGCUAGCUGCACGUUGCAAAGACGGCUCUGGGGAGCCAGACUACCAGUGAGCCGCUUCAGCACUGCCGCUGGGACCGGGCUAGUUAGGCGGUACGCGGGGCUGGCCCCAGUUUUCCCUCAUUCCUUUACCUUCUUCCUCUGUACCAGCAGCUCCUUUCCUUCUCCCCCUCCCCCCCCCCCCCCAGUUUGCAGGGCCAGAGACCAAACAAUGAAAAGGCGGUCAGGGGUUCCAUAGACAAUUCAAAACAAAAACAAAAUCCGAACAAAACAAACCCCCAAACCCAAGAUAAAACAAAAAGAAAAUAAUCCGGUUCCUAUUUGCACCUGCUUCAGUGGACACUGAAUUUGGAAGGUAGAGGGUUUCCCUUGUUUUUGUUUUGUUUCCUUCAAGACUUGGGCAUCUUUUGAAUCUGCCCUCACAAGAUUUCAGGAACAGACUGUGAGCCUAGCACGGCAGAUCGUGCCCAGCGCGUUUUACUGUGCAGGAGACUUUGAGGCUGUCAGAGUGCUUUUUGCGUGGUUAUUCCUGCAAGUUUCCUUCCCAGAAGCUUCCCGCUGGUGGGCAGCUAGCUGCAGCGACGACCGCAUCGCAGCCUGUUGAACUCUUCUAGGCUAGAGAAGGGGAAACGGGAUAAAGGAAUUAGGUGGAAGAGUCAGCCAAGCCCAAGGAUGGAGGUACAGUUAGGGCUAGGGAGGGUCUACCCCCGGCCGCCGUCCAAGACCUAUCGAGGAGCUUUCCAGAACCUGUUCCAGAGUGUGCGCGAAGUGAUCCAGAACCCGGGCCCCAGGCACCCUGAGGCCGUGAGCGCAGCACCUCCCGGUGCCCAUUUGCAGCAGCAGCAGCAGCAGCAGCAGCAGCAGCAGCAGCAGCAGGAGACCAGUCCUCGGCAGCAGCAGCAGCAACAGCAGGGUGAUGAUGGCUCUCCCCAAGCGCAGAGCAGAGGCCCCACAGGCUACCUGGCUCUGGAUGAGGAACAGCAGCCUUCCCAACAGCGGUCAGCCUCCAAGGGCCAUCCGGAGAGCGGCUGCGUUCCAGAGCCUGGAGUGGCUUCGGCCACCGGCAAAGGGCUGCAGCAGCAGCAGCCAGCACCACCGGACGAGAAUGACUCAGCUGCCCCAUCCACGUUGUCACUGCUGGGUCCCACUUUCCCGGGCUUAAGUAGCUGUUCCACCGAUCUUAAAGACAUCCUGAGCGAGGCCGGAACCAUGCAACUCCUUCAGCAGCAGCAGCAGCAGCAGCAGCAGCAGCAGCAGGAGGUAGUAUCAGAAGGUAGCAGCAGCGGGAGAGCAAGGGAGGCCGCCGGUGCUUCCACCUCCUCCAAGGACAGUUACCUAGGUGGCAGUUCGACCAUCUCGGACAGCGCCAAGGAGUUGUGUAAGGCAGUGUCGGUGUCCAUGGGUUUGGGUGUGGAGGCAUUGGAACAUCUGAGCCCUGGGGAACAGCUUCGGGGGGAUUGUAUGUACGCCCCGCUCCUGGGAGGUCCACCUGCUGUACGUCCUUGCGCCCCGCUGGCCGAAUGCAAAGGUUCUCUGCUGGAUGACGGCCCGGGCAAGGGCACCGAAGAAACUGCUGAAUAUUCCCCUUUCAAGGCAGGUUAUACGAAAGGAUUGGAUGGGGACAGCCUGGGCUGUUCAAGCAGCAGUGAAGCAGGGGGCUCCGGAACACUUGAGAUGCCAUCCACCCUGUCUCUUUACAAGUCUGGAGCACUAGAUGAAGUGGCAGCUUAUCAAAGUCGAGACUACUACAACUUUCCGCUCUCCCUAGGCGGGCCGCCUCCCCAUCCACCACCUCCCCAUCCUCACACCCGCAUCAAGCUGGAAAACCCUCUGGACUAUGGCAGUGCCUGGGCGGCUGCAGCGGCACAAUGCCGCUACGGGGAUCUGGCGAGCCUGCACGGAGCGGGUGCAGCAGGACCCAGCUCGGGCUCACCCUCGGCCACCACCUCCUCAUCCUGGCACACUCUCUUCACAGCAGAAGAAGGCCAGCUGUAUGGGCCCUGCGGCGGGAGUGGAGGCGGCAGUGCAGGCGAGGGGGGAUCUGUAGCCCCCUAUGGCUACACUCGGCCACCUCAGGGGUUGGCGGGCCAGGAAGGUGACUUCCCUCCACCUGAUGUGUGGUAUCCGGGCGGUGUGGUGAGCAGAGUGCCCUUUCCAAGUCCUAGUUGUGUCAAAAGCGAGAUGGGCUCCUGGAUGGAGAGCUACUCCGGACCCUAUGGGGACAUGCGUUUGGAGACUGCCAGGGAUCAUGUUCUACCCAUUGACUAUUACUUUCCACCUCAGAAGACCUGUCUGAUCUGCGGUGAUGAAGCUUCUGGCUGUCACUAUGGAGCUCUCACUUGUGGAAGCUGCAAAGUCUUCUUUAAAAGAGCCGCUGAAGGGAAACAGAAGUACCUGUGUGCCAGCAGAAAUGAUUGUACCAUCGAUAAAUUCCGAAGGAAAAAUUGUCCAUCUUGUCGCCUCCGGAAAUGCUAUGAAGCAGGGAUGACUCUGGGAGCCCGGAAGCUAAAGAAACUGGGGAAUCUGAAACUGCAAGAGGAAGGAGAGGCUUCCAAUGUCACCAGCCCCACUGAGGAGCCAACCCAGAAGCUGACAGUGUCACACAUUGAAGGCUAUGAGUGUCAGCCCAUCUUUCUGAAUGUCCUUGAAGCCAUCGAGCCAGGCGUGGUGUGUGCUGGACAUGACAACAACCAGCCCGACUCCUUUGCAGCCUUGCUCUCUAGCCUUAAUGAAUUGGGUGAAAGGCAGCUUGUACAUGUGGUCAAGUGGGCCAAGGCCUUGCCGGGCUUCCGCAACCUGCAUGUGGAUGACCAGAUGGCAGUCAUUCAGUACUCCUGGAUGGGGCUCAUGGUGUUUGCCAUGGGCUGGCGAUCCUUCACCAAUGUCAACUCCAGGAUGCUCUACUUCGCCCCUGACCUGGUUUUCAAUGAGUACCGCAUGCACAAGUCCCGGAUGUACAGCCAGUGUGUCCGAAUGAGGCACCUCUCUCAAGAAUUUGGAUGGCUCCAAAUCACCCCGCAGGAAUUUUUGUGCAUGAAGGCGCUGCUGCUAUUCAGCAUUAUUCCAGUGGAUGGGCUGAAAAAUCAAAAAUUCUUUGAUGAACUUCGAAUGAACUACAUCAAGGAACUUGAUCGUAUCAUUGCUUGCAAGAGAAAAAAUCCCACAUCCUGCUCAAGGCGCUUCUACCAGCUCACCAAGCUCCUGGACUCUGUGCAACCUAUUGCUCGAGAGCUGCAUCAGUUCACUUUUGACCUGCUAAUCAAGUCCCACAUGGUGAGCGUGGACUUUCCAGAAAUGAUGGCAGAAAUCAUCUCCGUGCAAGUGCCCAAGAUUCUUUCUGGGAAAGUCAAGCCCAUCUAUUUCCACACACAGUGAAGCUUUAGAAGCCCCUGUCUUCUCACCACCACCACCACCACCCCCGCUCCUCUUUUCAGAUAUCUUCUGCCUGUUAUAACUCUGCACUACUACUCUGCAGUGCCUUGGGGAAUUUCCUCUUUUGAUGUACAGUCUGUCAUGAAGGUGUUCCUGAGUUCUAUUUGCUGUACUUUCCCCCUUCUUUUCUUCCUUUCCUUUUUUUCCUUUUUUUUUUUUUUUUACCUCCCUGUCUGAUCCUCCCAUGGCACUUUCAGACUCUGCUCCCUGCCAUGGCUCUUAUCUGUGUUUUGAAUGGUGUUGUAUUUCUUUAAUUCUGUGAUGAUCCUCAUGUGCCCCAGUGUCAAGUUGUGCUUGUUUAUAGCACUGCACUGUGUGCCAGCCACACAAACGUUUACUCACCUAAUGCCACGGGAAGUUUAGAGAGCUGAGUAUCUGGGAAAACAAAAAUGAAAACAAACAACCAUCCUGAAACCCCAAAUCCUGUAGGGUUUCUUUUACUCUUAAAAAAAAACCAAACACAAUUCCCCCAAAGAGGCCAACAGUAUGACUAGAAUAAGGUAAAAAUCGCAAGCCCAUAGGGAGUCACUAUUCUCGCGCCCCCCACCCCCAGCUCAGCCUCCCUGGGAGACUUUAUUUUCUGCCAAUGGCUAUUGCCGUUAGAGGGCAGGAUGACCCCAGAGAUGAGUUAGGAGGGGAGAGACAGAUUUAAGAGAGGACUUAAGAGGAGAGGUGGAUCACCAGUACCUGCCCACAGCCUUGGCCCCUGAUGGCUAGACUGCUUAACUGCAGUCCAGUUCAUCUUACUGAAAAUGUGCUUCUUGUUUGAAAAUGUGUCUGCAUGUGAACGCCUCCCCUCCAACCAAGCCUUUUUCUCUCUCACCCUCUGCCUUCACCCUCAAAUUGACUUUCAAUAAGCUUUUCUAAGAGCUUUGAAUUGAAUGUUCUCUUUUGCCACAACUUGGCCACUUCCACUGAAGAGUCAGACCAGUAAGAAAGAAAGGAGAGAUCUGACCCUUUGGAAAGCCUUAUCCAGAGCCAGGUCUGCUUUCCCAUUUGUGGGUCAGGGAAGAGGUUGGGGCUGGAGUCAGAGGAAAAAGAAUCGAUACAUUGAUUGUUUUCCUGCUUAGGACACUGAAGAUUUGAUCACUCUCUUCUCUUACCUUUAAAAGACCUGAAUGUUUUCCGCUUGACUCCAUAUGCACCUGUGAGAGCUCCUUCUUACCUGUCCUUCAGUGGUUUGUGGGCCUGGACCUCACCAGACUGUAUUACAGCCAUAUUGGUGAUACUUGUCCAUUUAUUUGGGCAUGUUCACAGACUCUGCUAAGAGCUGCUACCACCAAGAAAGCUAGCAAGCCAGCAGUCUUUAUCUAUCUCUAGAUGCCAUUAGGCUCAAAGACUUCUUACCAGAUAUCUUUCAUCAACUCUCAGAUCUCUGGAGCCCUUAGACAAACUGGAAAGAAGGCAUCGAUGGGAUUGGACAAGCUGGGCGUCUUGCCCUUGUACCCUAGAGAUGAUACCUUCCCACCAAGUGGAGAAAUACUUACUUCUUCCUUCAGAGCAGCUAAAGGGGCUAUGCAGGUCAGAGUUAAAGAGAAAUCUCAAUUACCAGGGUGAGAAGAAUGAAGGCGCUAGAACCAGAAACCCUGUAUAUGCUGUUGUUGCCACCUAGCAUGUCCACCUGCAGAAGUCCUGGGAAGAAGAGAGAAGAAAUAAGAGGAGACUGACUACUAAACUAAAGUCUUCAAAGGCAAAAUCUAAAGCCAGAUGGGCACCAUCUGGUCAGUUUAUGCAUCAUUCUCCUCCACUGCUGAUUCUGGGCUUUGACAUUGGCCAUACUCACUCAGACCCCCCCACCUUUGUUACUGCCUCUCAGCCAGAGGGAGACUGAAACAUUUAUACUACAGAACCAUGACCUCCUUUGGAAAGGUCUGGUUGGCAUGGCUCCAAUGGGCUGCCAUCCAUGAACUCAGGGUGUGCUCCUGGAACACUGGUUUCAUAUGGUCCUUUGGCACACCUCUGUUUUGCUGACUUUGCCCCCUGCCCCCAGUCCUGAGUUCAGGGGGAAUGUCCACCUACUUUCUCAUCUUGGCAACUGCUUCCUCACUUAGCUCUUAUGUUCAUCUGCUAAACACAAGAAAUUAGGGGCCAGUUGCCAAGCUGCCCAUUUCACUCUACUUAUUGAGAAGGUAGUUUCUGAGUGACAUGUUACUAUCUACAUGGGUUUCCUCCCCUGGUUUCUGUGUUGAUAUUAAUAGCCAAAUGAACUUGCAAAACAGCUUCUUUAAAUAACAAGAGACAGGGGAACCUAAGAUGGGUGAUCCACCAAUCCAAGACUGCUGGACAAAACUAAAGCUGACAGGUUCUCUUUCUGAGGUAGGAUAGACGAAUUCUGUUUUUUUUUUUUUUUUAGGACAUCAUCAUUUGGCUUAUGUAAGCUCAUGAGAUUACUUCUGGCUGUUUUAAACAAAACAAAACAAAGAAAAAACAACCCAUCACUGUUUUUAGUUACACUAGUAAUAGUUUAAUAGUUCCUUUACAUCUGUUUUAAAAUGAUUUUCAUCUUUUAUGGUACAUGGAUUUGAUUAUAUCAUUCUAAUAUCUCUCCUUGUAAAUACUGGAUGCUUUCCUUUUUAUUUCUGUUGACUACCAAAUUUUUCACCUUUAUGGAUUUCCCAAUUGUGACUCUUGUCUUUAUGAAUAUAUAUGUUUUGCAUUUGUGAAAGCCAAAAAUCAGUGAAACAACAGUGUAAUUAAAAGCAACAACAACUAAAUUACUCUGAAUUUCCAAAUGGCGAGACUAGGGAAAAAACAGCCUGAACCAGGGUUUAGGCCCAGUGUUUUUUUGCACUGGGGUUUCAGUGGGUGAAGGAGAUCUUAGCUUGGCUUUGUUCUCCCACAGAGAAAAGGGGAUUUUUUUCCUUUUGGCCAUUGAUGUUCUAGCCAGUGUAAUUGACAGAAGUCUCAUUUUGCAUGCACUCUGCUGUACAAACAGAGUUAAUGUGGUUGGUACACUAUACUCACCUGUGAAGGAUUGGCCACCUAGAUCCAUUCACCUGGUGAGUGGAAAGAUGAGGAUCCCUCCCAGACAAGUAAUGGUAACUAUCUCCAAAGAAGUCUGCAGUGCUCAAUGGGGAUAGAAUGAGGAAGAGAAAAAGAAGGAGCACCAGGGAGAACGCCCCAUCUGUGCUGCCAGAGAGUCACAAACUCUGUGGUCAAAGAAAACAGUCUUAUGGCAGUUUCAGCUCUUGUUCAUUUGGCAGCUCUUCUGGGCCUAGCCUCUGAGCUGAGAUGAGGGUUGGGUUCUUUGUUCCAUAGCUUAUCUGUGCCACAGACAAUACCAUUGUUCUUGGAGAGUUCGUUAUUUUUUUAAUGAGAAUGGAAUUUUUCAAAGUAUUCUGUCAUUUAUCUUUGAAAAAGAAAAUCAGUAAUACAUAUAUUUUUAUAUAUGUUCACUGGCAUGAAAAAAAGAGAAAAAAGCUUUGCUUUGUCCUUUGGAUAGUUGCUGAGGUGAUUUCAGGUUGAGAAAUAAUGUGCUGAUGCUAGAGUCCCUCCCUGUCCAUAUUCUACUUCUAAAUACAUAUAUGCAUAUAUAGCAAGAGGUAUUUCUAUUUGCACUUUAAGAGAAAGUAGUUUCAUCAUCCACAUGAUAGUGACACUAAACGAAUGACCUAAUUUUGAGCUUCGAGUAGCUUCUAAGAGUUUGUUUCAUUAGCCACAGUACAGACAAGGCCUUGCCCUCUUUGCUCUCUUGAUAUUCUGUGGGGCUCCAAAGCCCAAGCCACUCCCCUCGACCCCUUCCCAUCCCUGUGCCAGGAUUGCACUUCACAAGACUCUGCAGACAGCCCUGUGUGCCUCUGGGGAAACAAGAGGCUGACUACUAAUUAUCUUGUGCCAGUUCCCCAGGUGAGAGGGCACUGGACCAAAAGAGUGGCCUUUGUGCUCAACCCCCUGUAAAGGGUCAUGGGAACCAGGAAUGCUAAAGCACAGGAUCAGAUCCCAAACUGAAAAUCAAAAUAAGCCAUUUAGCAUGUGCAUUUUCUUGUAAAAGGAGGUUUAUACCCCUGCUGCCUUUUAUAGGCAGGUCUGUUUCUCCCCACUAAUCUCUUUGAAAAUCUUUGAAAGCAUUUAAAAAAAAAAGACAAAGAGAUGAAAACAUCACAUUAUGUAACCAAAGAUUACACUGUAUCUGCUAAGAUACCAAAAUUUAAGAGCAUGGAGGGAGCAAGCAUUAGUGCCUCUUUGGUAAACUAUCCAAAGACAGACUAAAGGACUUUGUUGUUCAUUGACUUAUAAGAGUUUGUGGGUUUUCCCCAAAACGAUAUACAUGUUUAGCAAAGUGAAAGAUAAUUUUGAAAAAAACUGAGUUUAUAGGUCCUUCACUAAGUGAUUUUAUGAGCAUAACUAGCUUUCUUUUUCUCUAGUAGUUGCUGAGCAAAUUCUUAAAGCUCCAUUAUUGCAUGGUUGGAAAUGGAGCUGUCUUGGCCACUGUGUUUGCUAGUGCCCAUGUUAGCAUAUCUGAAGAUGUGAAGCCCUUGAUGAGAAGGGGAGCAUUUAAAGUACUAGAUUUUGCACUAAAGGGACAGCAGGCAGAAAUUCUCAUUUCUGCCCACUUUGGAUGACACAAAAAGCUCUCUUGGGUUUAAGGCAGAAGGUUGAAAUAUAUUGUAAAUUACUAUUUGUAUCCAUGUUUCAAAAUUGAAUUAUAUAUGUAUAGAUAUAAUGUGUUCUGACAGCUUUAUCUUUCUCUGCACCUUUAUAUUUGGUUCCAGGUCAUAACUGAUACCAUGUACUUAUGAGAGAGGCUACAAUGACACUUUGGAAGCCCUCUCAGAAUGGACAAGAUACCUGGGUUGAUCAGAUAGCUAAGAGAUCUCUGCCUCUGUUGGGGCCUUACCCAUAGGGGAGGACAGGAUAGGGUACAUGAUGUACUGCACUUUACUAGCCCAAGACAGAUGAAUGUGUAAAGGGUGGUGAAGAUUCAUUGGAAUCAACUGGGAUUUCCCAUAGGGAAGGCCCAGGCUUGGGGCCAAAGGCCCACCCGAAUGACUAACCAGUAGACCCCUAAUGGGACAUGAGCAUUGGAAGAAGGAAGAACAUUCUUUGUUCUUCAACAUCCUUGUGAGAAAAGGGCAGUUUCCUACACUUGGGAACCUGGAGCAAGAGCUCCGAACUUUACACAAUUCACUCACCUACGAUUGAGGUGCUCUUGCUACUGGGUGUCUGUGUGCUCUAAUUUUGGUUUUGGAUAUGUUCUGUAAAGAUUUUGACAAUGAAAAUAUGUUUUUAUCUGUUACAAAACUGUCAGUGUACUUACUAGAAGUUGUAUCUCUGUAGAUGCAGGUCCAUCUCUGCCCCUGGGUAGGGAUGUUUGGCUUCAAUUAAGAAACUGACACUGGGGUCUGCUGCCCAGAGCCUCCCAACCAUAAACCAUUUCUAGGUGAAGGCAGAAAACUCUACAUUAGUCACUCCUGCUUUUCAGAUGCUUAAGCUGAGGUACCAAGCCACUUGGAAUGUUCCUUCCCCCAGAAAUUAGUGAUAAGUUUUCCCCAUUUAGCAGGUAGACAUCAUUUUAAAUGGAAAAGCAGCCUUGGCACAGUUUUGAUUUAUCCCCAUUUGACGUAGCCAGAAAGUAGGUAAUAUGCAUUGAUGGGUUACCAACCCCAAUUCAGUAUAGUGGGGGUGCUGAACCCUUUCUUUACCUCACUUGUAUGGAAUUAAAUGCAAAGCUAUGGACUGAGUAGUCCUGCUAGCCUAGAACAGCCCCCACAUGUACUAAUUUAUGAGGCUGUCUAUCUCAUGGCUGCAGAUUCCAUGGGCCCCCAAAAACUGAAACACACACAUACCCCAAAGGAAAGAAGUUCCUAAAAUGUUGCUGCCCGGGUGGUGCCCUCCCUGGCUGCUGCUUUACAUUUUGGGACUCUGUUCCCCUGCACUGCAGGCAGGCCAGGCCUGCAGUCUUUCCCAACCUUAGCCCUUGGUGCUAACUGUCCUGCAGUGAAGUGCCUGUGGGAUUGUCCUGUCCCAUAAGCUCCUCAGGUGCUGAAAGUAGCCACCACUGGGAUAACCCAAGCUAACAAAAGAGUCCCCUCACCAUUCAGUGACACCUUUCUGCUUUCCCUUAGACUGGAACAUUGAUUAGGGAGUGCCUCAGAUGUGACAUUCUUGUGCUGUCCUUGAGAUUAAUUUGGCAGCAAGAGGGAGCAGACAAUGUAACCAGAUGUAAGAAUUAAUUUUCAAUGUUGAGGGAAAAAAUAAAGAAAAAAAGCAUCAUAUAAAGAUGUUUUUAAAAAGAAACAUUAAUUUUGCUUGAAAGUUCUGAUGGGGCUUAAAAAGUUCUUUUGACUGGUUCUUAGAGCGGCAUUUGGCCUCCACUGGGUAGCAGGACCAGCCCCAAGCUCUAGUGCUCUGUUCUUUUUUUGUGAUCUUGGAAUCUUUUGUUGCUCUAAAUACAAUUAAAAAUGGCAGAAACUUGUUUGUUGGAA